Messenger RNA from Phyllopteryx taeniolatus (common seadragon), 1637 nucleotides. RefSeq names its product ankyrin repeat and SOCS box-containing 12b (gene asb12b). Gene Ontology annotation, biological process: protein ubiquitination. Lineage: Eukaryota; Metazoa; Chordata; Actinopteri; Syngnathiformes; Syngnathidae. The record is from RefSeq and is a predicted model, not a curated record. Bases 233 to 1204 code for a protein of 323 amino acids. Gene Ontology annotation, cellular component: ubiquitin ligase complex. The transcript has 4 exons. Gene Ontology annotation, molecular function: protein binding.
CAGACGUUUUAGCCCCUUAAACUCACACACAAACACACUAUCGGGCACCUUUUACAACUCACAAGUUUCUCCAUGCAUCACACAUUCACAGACACGCACAGGUUUUGCCCUAUGUACCUACUUAUUUCCUUUCCUGAAUGUAACUUGAAGGUGAUUGCGUCGUUUUUGCUUGGAAAUAACCUCAGCCGAAUAAGAUGGCAGAGCUUUAACUCGCACCGGCCUGGAGAUAAAUAUGCCCGUGGGUCGAGCUGUCGACAUGAGUUUGAUGGACAUCUCCAAGAUCUUCUCACUGCUGCAGCCCAGGGAGGACGAUGAGGACAACGCGCUGAGUCAAUCAUUAAACAACGCCGUGAGCAGCGACAACAUCUUUCUCCUCUCGCAGCUUCUUUCUCAGGAGAGCUACAGGAGGUCUAUCAACAGUCGAAGUGGCUGGGGAGUCCCCGUAACCCCCUUACGGACUGCUGCUGCUUUGGGACACCUGAAGUGCCUGGAGCUGCUACUGGAGCACGGUGCAGAGGUAGAUAGCCUGGACGUGAAGGCCCAGACGCCAUUGUUCUCGGCUGUUAGCGGCAAACAUCUGGACUGUGUGGUGGCUCUCCUGAAGGCCGGAGCCGACCCAAACGGAAGCCAGCACAACAACUCUUCGCCGGUGCUGACAGCUGCUCGAGAAGGGGAUGUGGACAUUCUUCAAGAGCUGCUCCGCUUUGGAGCAGAGGUGGACGUUCGACCCAAAGGACCAGAGUGGGCAUCUAACGCUACGGCAUGCCGAGGGCCUCUUUAUAUCUCAGCAGUGUACGGACAUCUGGACUGCUUUAAACUCCUACUCCUCCAUGGAACUAACCCUAACUAUAACUGCACAGAUGAGAAAAUGCUGGCCCGAAUAAAGCAGCCGAAGACUGUCCUGGAGGUAUGUUUGCGUUAUGGUUGCGGCGUGGAGUACAUCCAACUUCUUAUAGACUUUGGAGCAGAUGUAUAUCUGCCGACACUCAUUGUUGACAAGACAACAAAGCAGAAUGAAGCCUUGGCUCUGCUGCUCAAAGAAAGGGUUUGUCCCAAACCUCUGAUGUCACAGACUCGCCUAGCAUUCCGCAGAUACCUUCAUUUUGCUAACAAAGAUCCUGCCAUUGACAGUUUGGACGUUCCUCUUCUCCUGAGGAACUACCUGAAGCACAACACCUCUGAACACGUGGGAUGUUCCAGUUAGCAUCAGAACAAGCAGCAAUAAUUUUUAUGUCAGUGUUGUUUAUUAAGUCCUCUUCGAGUUAAAAAAUAAAUAAAUUGGAUUACACAUCUAUUUAUUCAUUUUCUGUACAGCUUGUCCUCAUUAUGGUUGCGGGUAAGAUGGAGCCUAUCUCAACUAACUGAGCAAGAGCCUGCACUGGUUGCCAGCCAAUCGCAGGGCACAUAUGUAUUUGUUUCAUAAAAUUGUAUGAAUUUAUUCCGAGCACUCUUCAUUUCGUAGCGUUUCUCAAGGCUCCACUGUUCGCCUCCAGUACGUGAUUCCAGACAGAUUUCAGAACUAGAUUUAAGCCUAUAUGUGCUGCCAUGUCAAUCUAAUCUGGGCCACAGAACUUCAGAAUCAGUAGUGUUGGCCGAUAUAACUUAAACUAUGUUAGCGAUGCUGCUGUUUCUUGAUU